This is a messenger RNA of Mangifera indica (mango), 808 nucleotides long. RefSeq lists its product as uncharacterized. NCBI's taxonomy places the organism in Eukaryota, Viridiplantae, Streptophyta, Magnoliopsida, Sapindales, Anacardiaceae. Bases 16 to 534 code for a protein of 172 amino acids. The record is from RefSeq and is a predicted model, not a curated record. The transcript has 2 exons.
GGAAAGCAAAUUGAGAUGUAUGAUGAGCUAAAAAUUGUUUGUGGAAAUUAUCAUGCACCUAGUCGGUGGGCCAAGACUAAGGAUGGGAGCCAUCCAACUGAGAUUAAGAACUGUGAAGAUGAUUCUGCAUCAUUCCUUUCACCAAGUACUGAAGAUGUAAGUGAUACAGAUGGAACAGAAUCAUAUACUGGAUCCCCAGAGUAUAUGCAAGAUGGUAGUCAAGAUCCUCCUCUUGUACCACCUCUGAGACAACUUCCGAAACGAUCUCGUGGCUCAGAGGCCCUUCAGGAUGCCAUGUUGGCCGUUGCAUCUAGCAUGCGACGCUUAGCUGAUGUCUUGGAACGUAGAAAAACUGCAAUCAAUGCCUCAGAACUGUUGGAGGCUGUGAUGAAGAUCGAUGGUCUGGAAGAGGCAAAACAGAUGUAUGCUUUUGAGUAUUUGAACGCAGAUCCUAUUAAAGCCAGAGCCUUCAUGACAUACAAUGCUCGAAUGAGAAAGAUAUAUUUAUUUCGACAGUUUUGGUGGUGGAAAUGACUAGGGUCUUGGGAUAUCUUGGUGAAUGUGUAGAUAUUAGAUGUUCUCAAGGUUAGCAUUUAUGGCUAGAAUUCGAUGACGCAGAGAAAAUGUUUCCAGAAGACAUUUCCAGCAUAUGUUCCAAAGUGAAGCUAGUUGUAGAUGUAAGGUUAUCAUCUUCAUUUCUUAAUUUUCUCUAUGUUUUCUUGCAACAAUGUACUUGUGGACAUUCAUCUUGUGGCUCCCUAGUAUGAAAUUGCAUGUGCAUGGGGCUGCUGCCUACUGUUUUCAGUUA